GAAGGCCCCGCUCCCGCUGCCCAACCUCUGUCGAUGAGUCACUUUUCCAAAGGGCGUCGACUGUUGGCACUUUGAAGGACCGUCAGCCUGUAAGAUUUCUGUGGUAUGUCACAUUGGAUGGUAGGCAGUGGACGAAGGGGCAGAGUUGUCUGUCAUGUACGGUGAUUUAUUUAGGCUGGACCCGCCCGCUUCGAUGACGCUCGGUAUCCACUCUAGUUUCCUGUGCUUCUCACCUUUCCCAACAAUCAUCUUGCCGUAUCUACUUCCCACGAAUGCUCCACUGCUGUUAUUGUUUGUUUUGACACAAUUCUCGCCUCCAUCAUGGCCGACGUUCAGUCCCAAAACAAGCCCGCGGUCGUCUGCGUGUUCUGCGGCUCCGUAGCCGGAAACAACCCAGCCCACAUGGAAACGGCCCGAUCACUAGCCCAUGAAUUCCACAAGAACAACGUCCAGCUCGUCUACGGCGGCGGCACAUCGGGGCUGAUGGGCGAACUCGCCCGCACCCUCGUCACGCUUUCCGGCCCCAAAGCCGUGCACGGCGUGAUUCCGCGCGCCCUCGUGAAAGUCGAACCAGGCUACGAGAACGGCUCCUCAAACGGAGGAAAGCAGCCCCCCGCCUCGACAUCGUGGAACACCGAAGGCGGCAAGACGGCCGAACGCAUCAUCCGGGACCCGGAAGUGCUAGGCGAAUCGGACUUCGGGACGACGACCGUCGUGCCGGACAUGCACACGCGGAAGCGCCUCAUGGCCGCUAAGGUGCAGGAGGGCGGGCCCGGGUCCGGGUUCGUGGCGCUGGCGGGCGGCUUCGGGACUAUCGAGGAGGUCAUGGAGAUGACGACGUGGAAUCAGCUGGGGAUUCACCAUUUGGGGGUUGUGCUGUUGAAUGUGAACGGGUACUGGGAUGGGCUGUUGGUGUGGGUGCGCAAGGCUGUGGAAGAGGGAUACAUUAGUCCUGCUAAUGGCCAUAUUCUCGUUGAAGCGAAGGAUGUUGCGGAUGUUUGGCCGCGAUUGGUGGAGUAUAAGGUUAGCAGUGCGAGGAUGAAGCUGAACUGGGGGGAGGAAUGA
This is a messenger RNA of Aspergillus campestris IBT 28561, 1065 nucleotides long. RefSeq names its product LOG family protein. Gene Ontology annotation, molecular function: hydrolase activity, hydrolyzing N-glycosyl compounds. Lineage: Eukaryota; Fungi; Ascomycota; Eurotiomycetes; Eurotiales; Aspergillaceae. The transcript is spliced from 2 exons. The record is from RefSeq and is a predicted model, not a curated record. Gene Ontology annotation, biological process: cytokinin biosynthetic process. Gene Ontology annotation, cellular component: cytosol. The coding region runs from base 322 to 1065 and encodes 247 amino acids.